AUGAGAAAUGACAGAGACCACUAUUUAGGACUUUCAACAACACAUGAGAAAAUAACACAAGAUUUACAAUCUUUGAAAGAGCAAAUAAGAAAAGCACGUGAACAAGAUGAUUUUUUUGAAAACGAUCUUCAAAAUUGGAUAGCCACAUUAGACAUAUUAAAGAAAGACUCAACUAAUGUGGUAACGUCAAAUACCAUGGAAGUAGAUCAAACAUUACCAUUGAUUUAUCAGAUUCGAAUCGCUGCAAUAUCUUCGACGAUGAAUACGAUUGAAGGUAGAAAUAAAAGUAGAUCUCAAUUGCAAGAAGCAAAACCCAGUACAAUAAGUUCUAGUGAAGAAAAACAUGCACGUGACAAAGAUAUACCACCAAACUCAGUCAAUCUAAUACCUUCGUGUUUACAAUAUACAAAGCACGAUGGAGUCUACGUGAAUCCAAAACCAUUAUUUGUUACAGCUAUGCCAGUUGAUAAUCUUACAGUGAAAUCUGGAUGUUAUAAAGGUCGAAAACCUGUUUUACCAAAUAUUCAGAUUAUUGAGUAUUUGCAACAAUACAAUCCUAUUCCACCAGAUGAAACUCUUUAUGCCGCUUCACAAGCCGAAAAUCGCAUUAUAAAAUUAUGA
Molecule: messenger RNA, 621 nt
Organism: Rotaria socialis
Lineage: Eukaryota; Metazoa; Rotifera; Eurotatoria; Philodinida; Philodinidae
Source: the annotation of a GenBank genome assembly